Phycomyces blakesleeanus NRRL 1555(-) is the source of this 409-nucleotide messenger RNA. RefSeq lists its product as hypothetical. The transcript has 3 exons. Bases 13 to 339 code for a protein of 108 amino acids. Gene Ontology annotation, molecular function: structural constituent of ribosome. Lineage: Eukaryota; Fungi; Mucoromycota; Mucoromycetes; Mucorales; Phycomycetaceae. Gene Ontology annotation, biological process: cytoplasmic translational elongation; translation. The record is from RefSeq and is a predicted model, not a curated record. Gene Ontology annotation, cellular component: ribosome; cytosolic large ribosomal subunit.
AUCUGAUUUAGAAUGAAGCAUCUCGCAGCUUACCUCCUCCUCGUCGCCGGUGGCAACACCAAGCCUUCCACUGAGGACAUCAAGACUCUUUUGGGUUCCGUCGGUGUUGAGGCCGAGACCCAGCGUCUCGCUUCUUUGCUCAAGGCCCUUGAGGGCAAGACCGUCGCUGAGGUCAUUGCUGAGGGUUCUUCCAAGCUUGCUUCCGUCUCUACCGGUGGUGCCGCUGCCGCUGCUGGUGGUGCCGCUGCUGGUGCCGCUUCCGAGGAGGCCGCCGCUGAGGAGGCUGUUGAGGAGAAGGAGGAGUCCGACGACGACAUGGGCUUCGGUCUCUUCGAUUAAACUAUUCGCUUGCACUUAUUAAACGUCCCUUUACGGUCGAAUAAAAAAGCAAAAACAUGUCUUUAUCGUU